Molecule: messenger RNA, 4505 nt
Organism: Morone saxatilis (striped sea-bass)
Lineage: Eukaryota; Metazoa; Chordata; Actinopteri; Moronidae
Gene: nes
Product: nestin
Exons: 4
Biological process (GO): positive regulation of intermediate filament depolymerization
Cellular component (GO): intermediate filament
Molecular function (GO): CCR5 chemokine receptor binding; intermediate filament binding
Source: RefSeq, a predicted model, not a curated record
AUGGAGUUCCACAGGGUGCAUAAAACCUCUCACCAUAGCCACCUGGGUGACGAGAAGCACCAGAUGCUGAACCUGAACCAACGCCUGGAGACCUACCUGAGCCGAGUCAAACUCCUGGAGGAGGAAAAUGCGCUGCUUGCAAAAGAGAUCCAAGCUUUGAGGCGCAGCAAUCACGGAGCCUCGACACCGAAGAAGGGCUUGGAGGAAGAGCUGCGGCAGGCGAGACUGAAGGUGGAUGCAGCCUGGAGGGACAGAGUCCACACAGAGCUGGAGGUUGGCAGGCUGACCGAGGAGCUCCAAGCCCUGGACAUGCAGAGGCAGAGGGAGGCUCAGGCCGAAGUGACAGCCAAGACAAAGCUUGAGCACAGCAGGAAGGAGCUGGAAGAGGAGCAGAGGGCACAGAUCUGGCUGAGGGAGAAGGUCAGUCAGCUGGAGCAUGAGAUGAGGCACCUAAUUGAAACCCAUCAGGAGGAUGUGGCUCACUUGGAGGCCACUUUGACCCAUUCCAGAGCCACAAUGCCACCCACACUGGCUCAAAGGAGCAACCAGACACCAAACCUCCUACAGCUGGGACAAGAGUACUCCCAGAGGGCCACCAAGGCAUGGCAGGAGGCAGCAGAGGCCUAUCAGGGACAGUUAACCCGGCUAGAGGAGUCCCUUAACCAGACCAAGAGCCAUUUAAGCCAAGUGGGUCGGGAGAAGCGAGAGAGCCAGCUGAAGCUCCAAUCCCUGGAGAAGGAGAUCGCUUCAGCUCAGGACGUCAGGCUGCAUCUGGAGAAGACUGCAGCCCAACAGGGACACAAAUACAGCCAGGAUAUCCAACAACUCCAGGAGCACUUGGAGGGCCUGGAGGCGGAGAAAGAGGAGCUGGGCCAGCAGAUUGAUAGCCUCCUCCUGGAGAACAGAGGGCUGCUGCAGAUGAAGAUGUCUCUGGGGUUGGAGGUCGCAACGUACAGAGCUUUGCUGGACAGUGAAAGCCUCAAGGGAGACAUCUCUUUGUUAAAUCAGCCAAGAAACAUUUCCAUCACAGAUGCAGCUUUCAGUCCCCGAGGGGUAAAAAAGAAUUACCAGACCCAGCUGUUUGCUAGCCACAAGACCACUUCCCUCUCAUCUGUCCGUAACAUAACAGGAAAAGGGCCAUUAGCGAUAACUGCAAUGCCAGUCUGGAGUAGAAAACCUGUAACCCUCAGUGAAACUCCUAAGAUUUCCAUGAAAUCUGAAUAUGAAGACAAAACAAAGUCAGCAACCACUUAUCCAAAAAUACUGCAGGAUGGAGCCGUUGAAAAUUUCCGACCACAGGAGGUUCAUGAGAAAGUCACCUAUGCUGAGCGUCUAUCACCUCCCAAUGAGCAGGAGGCUCUGGAUGAAACAUCAGGGGACAAAGAAGGUAAAGAGGAUUGGAGCAAUGUUACUGAUGAACCUCCUGAGGAAAGACCAGAUGUUGAGUCAGUUGUCAGUUGUCAGGUUGAGUCUAGCCUCAGCACCGAGACACCCUUCAAUGAUGAAGUGAAUCAGCAUCAGUUUACCUCACACAGCCUUACACCUUAUCAUAUCAGAAUGACAGAGCAGCCCUGUGGUUUCUCAGAUGAAUCUGAUAAGGAGGUGUCUUUUGUAAUACCUGCCAUAAAAAAAGAUAUGCAAGAACUACAUGCGCCAGUUGAUGCCUGGGUAGAGAAAGAGAGUAAAGGCAAAGAUGUAGAGCAUGUGCAAGAUGAAACCUCAGAUUCUGAAACUGAGGCAGUACUUGGAUCAGACUUUGAAUCCAGGACAAGCAGUCCAGUGUCUGAAUAUGAGCCUGAAGAAAGAGUGUUUAACAAAGUGACAGACUUUUGUCAAGAUGAAAACAUGUUAAAGGAGGAUGCAGUUGAGAUAAUGCCAGAAAUAAGCUGUUCUAUAGUAGGAACAAAUGAGACAGAUGUUGAGGAUAAGUUGUACCCUGAUGGGGAAGAGAUGGAUACAUGGGACAGUGUGAUAGAAAGGAAGGUUGAUCUGAAGACAGAUGAUGACAUAAAAGAGAAUGAAGAAAAAUGACAGCAUGCUGAACCAGAGGAAGACAUAUCAGCAAGAGAACAAGAGCACGAAAAGAGAAAAAUUGCCACAGAUGUAGUGCAAGAUGACAACGUGGCCUCUUCAAUCAUGGACAAUGAUGGACAGCAUGCUGCGUUAGACCAAGAGCAUACCAUGCUUCCUGAUAACGAAGAAGACAAUGAAGAGGAGGAUUCUCAAAAUGUCUCUGUGUCAUGGAGGACAGAGCUGGAGAGUGACAGCUACGCUCAGGAUAACACUCUUGCUGACACUCGUCCUCUGAUUCGAUACAAGAGUGAUGAGACUGACGCCAAUACUCUAGCGUCACACUUGGAUGAGAGCGAGUCUAGUGAAGGUGAACAGGAAAAGAAGGUUGGAGAGACGGGAACUGGAACGUGGAGCGAAGACAAGUCAAAGAGAUUUGGAACUAUGGAAGAUCUGUGUGAAGAAGUUGAAGGGGAAGCAUUGGAUGUGGAAUAUGAUCUGGGAUACACUCAUAUUGACGACAGAGAUGUUGGACAUGGUAUGACUCUAAGUGAGCAUGCUACAAUAGUGAAUGAUACAGAAAAUGCAGAAGAAAUGGUCAGCGAGGGACUUUCGGAUGAAGAAACCGAAGAACUUACCAAACGCAUGGUACCCACAAGUGUGGAUUACGAUGAGGAGUUGGAGACAGACAGACUUGUGGAACAGGAAUUAGAAAACCUAGCCACAGACAGCUACAGUGCUCACUUUGCACAGCAGCAGGCCCGUGAGAGUGAGGAGAUGCUACAGCAGCGCAGGUCUGUUGAGGAAAUGACAGAGCAAGAAGAGGCUGGUAAAACAAAAACAGAGGACAUGACUCCCUGUGUAGAGCCUGAAGUGAAAAACCACGAAGUUGCGUCUUCCACUACAAUUACAGAUUAUGAGAACCUAUAUUUCAGUGAUUCAUUAGUGGUAGUGCCUCAAACAGACACUCUGGCUCAUGAGUCUGUCCAGAAUAAAGAACAAGAAGCACCAGAGAAAAGGGAGGAAGAGAUUGAAAACAAUGUGUCCAUGGUGACACAUGCUGAUGUAACAGAAGAUCACUCUGUCUUUAGUGACUUCAUCAGUCAGGUUUCAACAGAUCAGGGAAACCUGCAGGAGGUGGCUGUCAACACUGAGGUGAAAGAGGUUGUACCUGUGGAACCAUCCACUGUAUCUCAAGAACCCCUCAUUGAGGAUGUUGCAGACUGUCAGGAAGUUCCAGAAACAGCUGAAUGGGAAGUCCUAGAGAACCCAAGUAAGGACUUUGAAGUCAGAGAUCCAAAUGAAGAUUAUGAAGAAUGUGAUAAUGUGCCUAAAUCAGUUGAAAGUUAUCACCACGAUGAUGGAGGCUCUGGUGAGGAUCUAAUGACAUGUAAAGAGGAGACCCUCGAGAUCUCCCCCAACACGGUCCCUGAUGAAAAUAAUAUCUUUGUGGUGAAGGACUCAACAGAACUAAUGAACACAAAUGGCAAAGACAACGGCCCCCAUGGCUUCUUCAGCUCUGGUGUAAAGAAUGACUUCUGGGUGUCCUCCUUUGAGACCGGUGCCACCUAUCAACCAGAUGAUGCCUGUAAUGAAGCACCUGAGCAAACUAAUCAGAAUAUAGGUUUUGCUGACAACAUGGUUUGGGGGGAUUUGGAAAACCCCAAUGUCGUUAACUGGAACUCCAGGGUGGAUAUUGACUCAUCUAAAGCCCUGGCUGCUAAGAAGGAGCAGGAGCAGAUGCAUUUGGAGGUGAAGCAGGUGUUGUGUAGAAAUGUUGUUGAGGGGGAGUUGGUCCAUUCUGAGGAGUCUGAAGUUGAGGGUGAAUCCUGGUCAUCUGGGGAGGAACCGAUAUAAAAGUAGUGAGAAGUUUGAGUUGAACCAGUUAUAGAUUUAAUCAGUGUUAGUCAGAGGAAAAUUAUGUUUUCUGUACAAUACAUUUACUAUGAAAACCAAAGUUGUGCCUUGGUGCGCACCUCAGUGACGCUAACCACCAAUGUGCCAAUUCUAUCUGUAAAGAUAGUGAGCAACUGCCUCAUUUGCUUAAACUGACAUAUUGGACUAACCCUUUUUUUCUAUUCUAAUUCUAAACCCUUUCAGUGUGCAUGAUAUGGAAGAAGGUUGGGCAUUUCUGCAUGAAGACAGAACAAAGAAUGUAAUUUGGAAGUCAAAUCGUUUAUUGAUUUCUGCCUAAUCUGAUGACUGAUGGAAAUCAAUGAGAGCAGGAGGGUAGGAUUCCUUGUAGAGCUGCUGUUUCACAGUGUAUCAAACAGAUGGAUAGUGUUUCUGCUGGUUAGUUAUCUCAUUUCCAAUAAUAAUAAUUUGCAUGUUUUACACGUGUAGAAUGAAUGGUUGGUUGUCAGAGGUUUAGAUGACAUUGAUGUAAGCUGAAUUGGAUAGAUUUACUGUUAUGAUCUAUUUGUCUGGCUUGUAUUAAACAGACUUUUUAUUUUCAUUCAGUUUUUGCUGCGGUACAUUUAAAGUCCAAAAUAAAU